This is a messenger RNA of Myotis lucifugus (little brown bat), 3602 nucleotides long. It is a transcript of the gene ESYT1, whose product is annotated as extended synaptotagmin 1. The record is from RefSeq and is a predicted model, not a curated record. NCBI's taxonomy places the organism in Eukaryota, Metazoa, Chordata, Mammalia, Chiroptera, Vespertilionidae. The coding region runs from base 91 to 2796 and encodes 901 amino acids. Gene Ontology annotation, biological process: lipid transport. The transcript is spliced from 24 exons. Gene Ontology annotation, molecular function: lipid binding.
GUCCCCUCCCUAUUUGGGGGUUUACGGUUUGCGAGGGGGGCAGCCUGCCGCGGCUCUCUGGGUCCGCAGGGUCCUCCCAGAGGAGGCACCAUGGAGCGCUCCCCGGGAGACCGCCCCAGCCCCAGCGCCCAGGACCAGCCCUCGGCUCCCUCCGACCCCCCGGGCCAGCCCCCGACUGCGCCCCCGAAGCCGGACCUGAGUUCUGGAGACCAACCUGCCGGCCCAGGCGCGGCGGGCGAGGCCCUGGCGGUGCUGACUUCGUUCGGGCGGCGGCUGCUGGUGCUGGUGCCGGUGUACCUGGCGGGGGCCAUGGGGCUCAGCGUGGGCUUCGUGCUCUUCGGCCUCGCCCUCUACCUGGGCUGGCGCCGCGUCCGCGACGGGAAAGAACGGAGCCUGCGAGUGGCGCGGCAGCUGCUGGACGACGAGGAGCGGCUCACGGCGGAAACGCUGUACAUGAGCCAUCGGGAGCUCCCUGCCUGGGUCAGCUUCCCAGACGUGGAAAAGGUUGAAUGGCUAAAUAAGAUUGUGGCCCAGGUCUGGCCCUUCCUGGGACAGUAUAUGGAGAAGCUGUUGGCUGAAACCGUGGCCCCAUCUGUUCGAGGAUCUAACCCUCAUUUACAAACAUUUACAUUCACCCGAGUGGAACUGGGUGAAAAGCCACUGCGCAUCCUAGGAGUCAAAGUUCAUCCGGGUCAGAACAAACAACAGAUCCUGCUGGACUUGAACAUCAGCUACGUGGGCGAUAUACAGAUUGAUGUGGAAGUGAAGAAAUAUUUCUGCAAAGCAGGAGUCAAGGGAAUGCAGCUUCAUGGUGUCCUGCGGGUGAUUCUUGAGCCGCUCAUAGGAGACCUUCCGAUUGUGGGGGCUGUGUCAAUGUUCUUUAUUCGACGCCCGACCCUAGAUAUCAACUGGACGGGGAUGACCAACCUGUUGGAUAUCCCGGGACUCAGCUCGCUCUCUGACACCAUGAUCAUGGACUCCAUCGCUGCCUUCCUGGUAUUGCCCAACCGAUUACUGGUGCCCCUGGUGCCUGACCUUCAUGAUGUGGCCCAGCUGCGCUCCCCUCUUCCCAGGGGCAUUAUUCGGAUUCACCUGCUGGCUGCUCGAGGAUUAAGCUCCAAGGACAAAUAUGUGAAGGGCCUGAUUGAGGGCAAGUCAGACCCCUACGCAAUUGUGCGAGUGGGCACCCAGACAUUCUGCAGUCGUGUCAUCGACGAGGAGCUCAACCCGCAGUGGGGAGAGACCUACGAGGUGAUGGUACAUGAGGUCCCGGGCCAGGAGGUGGAGGUGGAGGUGUUUGACAAGGACCCAGACAAAGAUGACUUUCUGGGCAGAAUGAAGCUGGAUGUAGGGAAGGUGUUACAGGCUGGAGUCCUGGACGAUUGGUUCCCGCUACAAGGCGGGCAAGGCCAAGUUCACUUAAAGCUAGAAUGGCUGUCACUCUUGCCAGAUGCAGAAAAACUGGAGCAGGUUCUGCAGUGGAAUCGAGGCGUCUCCUCCCGACCAGAGCCCCCAUCGGCUGCCAUCUUAGUUGUCUAUCUGGAUCGGGCCCAGGAUCUCCCUCUGAAGAAGGGGAACAAAGAACCCAACCCCAUGGUACAACUGUCAGUUCAGGAUGUGACCCGGGAGAGCAAGGCUGUCUACAACAACAACUGCCCAGUAUGGGAGGAGGCCUUCCGGUUCUUCCUGCAAGACCCUCAAAGCCAGGAGCUCGAUGUACAGGUGAAGGACGACUCCAGGGCCCUGGCUUUAGGGGCACUGACCCUGCCUCUGGCUCGCCUGCUGACUGCCUCCGAACUCACCCUGGACCAGUGGUUCCAGCUCAGCAGCUCUGGCCCAAACUCCAGGCUCUACAUGAAACUGGUUAUGAGGGUAUGGAGGUGGGGAGCGCUGAGGGUGUGGCAGGGUCUUGUACGUUCCUUGGCAUUAACGGUAAGGCAGGGGGAGGCCGCUAAGAUGAAACGAGCUAGUAUCUGUGCCGACGCCUACAUCAUGAGCAAGCAACAGGUGGCCACUGCCAUCAUGAGUGUGAGGGCACCUUCAUCUUCUGAUCACAGUGCUGUUGCUCCACAGGUUCGGGGUGAGGGGACUGGUGCAUUGGGCUCAUUAUCCCUGCCGCUCUCGGAGCUCCUUGGGGCUGACCAGCUGUGCGUGGACCGCUGGUUUACACUCAACAAUGGUCAAGGGCAGGUGCUACUGAGAGCACAGCUGGGGAUCCUGGUGUCCCAGCACUCCGGAGUGGAAGCUCAUAGCCACAGCCAUAGCUACAGCUCCUCAUCUGUGAGUGAAGAACUGGAGCCCUGGGGGGGCCUGCCUCACACCACCUCCUCAGCCCCAGAGCUCCGGCAGCGCCUGACCCACGGUGACAGUCCCCUCGAGGCUCCAGCCGGGCCUCUGGGCCAGGUGAAGCUAACUGUUUGGUACUACAGUGAAGAACGAAAGCUGAUCAGCAUCGUUCACAGUUGCCGGUCCCUUCGACAGAAUGGACGGGAUCCCCCUGACCCCUAUGUGUCACUGUUGCUACACCCAGACAAGAACCGGGGCACCAAGAGGAAGACCUCACAGAAGAAGAGGACCCUAAAUCCUGAAUUCAAUGAACGGUUCGAAUGGGAACUGCCCCUGGAUGAGGCCCUCCGGCGAAAGCUGGAUGUCUCUGUGAAGUCUAAUUCUUCCUUCAUGUCAAGAGAGCGUGAGCUGCUGGGAAAGGUGCAGUUGGACCUCGCUGAGACAGACCUAUCCCAGGGUGCGGCCCAGUGGUAUGACCUCCUGGAUGACAAGGACAAAGGCAGCUCCUAGGAGCAGGGGAUUAACAGCCUCACUGCGGUCUCUCUGCCUUGCCUCCUGCCGCAUCACCGCCUCGAUGUGACGAGCCAAAAGCUAGGGCCUGAGGCAGAGCCUGUGCCCCUCGGCCCUCUUACCUCCCAGGCCCUUGCCAGGGCCUUUGCCUGACCAAAGAGGGGAACCAUAUGUUACCCUUUCUUUACUGCACGGCCUUUAUCCUUCUGGGCUCCUGAGGCAGGGACCUGAGCUGGCUAUUUCCUGCUCUGCCUGCAAAGUCUCCUUUCCGCCCAGCUCCUCAGGGCCUUCUGUACCUGUGCCUGGCCACUGGCAGCACUAGCAGUGGCAUUAGCUUAUGCCAAAUACAUUUUCAGAAAGACCUUUCAAUUGAAUGGUCAUCUUCUUCCCUGUUGUCAGCAGGGAGGGAAAACACAUGGGCAGGGAAGUGGGUCGGCUGACCUCUCAAGCUCUGAGCCUCUUGGACCCCUGCAUGUAGCGAAUGUAGAGCAGCCCAGUCCCCCGUGCAUUUCUGUCCCCACGUCCCUCAAGCCUGUCCCGAAAACGACACCUGCUACUGACGGGGGCCAGCCAGUCUCCUGACUCCACUUGGGAACUGGGGACACUUGGAUUCUACCCGAGCCUUCAGGUAGCAGGUGGCACUCUGGGAGCCUCUAGCAGGGGGCCUUGGAGGCCUCAGAACAGCAGGGCCAAUUUUUUUCCUGGAUGCCUAGGCUGUUGACUCUCUGACUAGAAUUGAAUCUCGUCAUUUUGCACCAGCUCUGCCAACUCACUGUAUCUUACAUUAAACAUUUAUAUUCAACCCA